Molecule: messenger RNA, 3694 nt
Organism: Telopea speciosissima
Lineage: Eukaryota; Viridiplantae; Streptophyta; Magnoliopsida; Proteales; Proteaceae
Exons: 11
Coding region: 142-3612 (1156 amino acids)
Source: RefSeq, a predicted model, not a curated record
GCACAAUCGUAAGGGAGCGAAAGAGGAAUGAAAUCCAUGGCGUGUCCGCCAUUUUCUGUAGUUUAAAGACAAUUUGAUAGUGUUCUUGAUAUUAAUCAGUUCCAGACUCGCAUAGAAAUUGUUGAUUCAGCAAGAGUUGUUAUGGAUUUUGAAUCUGCAAACUAUAUGCUAGAACAGCUUGUCAAGAUGUUCAAUGAGCUGGUAUCUCGAAAGGAUGAUUUGGAGGACAUGGUUCAGUGGAAGGAUAUUGAAGAACACUUCCACAACCUUGAGAAAUCGUUGAAGAAAAGAUUUGAUGAAUUAGAAAAGAAAGAGAAAGCAUUUCUCAAGAAGGAAUUGGAGACUCAUGCAUUCCUUGCAGAAAGAGAUGCAGUUGUUGCUGUGAAAGAACAAGCUUUGCUGGAUCGGAUACAGGAGAUAAAGAAUGCUGCGGUUCUCACCAUUGUGGAGGCACGGAAUAGUUACAAGCCCACAUCUCAGGAUUCUGAAAACAAGGGUAUCUUCUUGGGCUGUUCUGCUUUGUCCUCUUCUGGUGAAGGGAAUGGUGGAUGCGAGUCAAAGGAUGAAUUAUCCUCUCAGAAAAAUUAUUCUGAUGGAGUUCCCAAAUUAGAUGCUGCUGAAGUUCCAGAGAGUUUUACUGUAGAUCCUCGUAUGCUUACGGCCUUGUCCCAAAUAGCAAGCCACUGCCAACCUGACUUGUCAGGAUAUUGCGACAGUCUAGGAAGUCUAGCAAAUGACCAGAUGAUGACAUGUGAUGUUAAUGGCGAUUUUCCUGGAUUGAGAAAAGUGAAUGCUGUCAUUCUUAAUCUGCCUCAACAUUCAACUUUGCCAGUUUUUCCUACCAAAGUAAGGGUUGAAUAUCCUGAUAAUGACCUAAUAAGUCCAGAAAGAGAUGGUAUUGAUAGCCAUGUUGGUGGAGCUCCAGAACUAAAUAUCACUGAAGUUCAAAAGACUUCAUGUAAAGUCAAAGGCGAUUCUUUUGAACCUAAAAAUGUGAGUAUUUACAAACAGAAUCUGCCCCAUUGUGCAACUUUGUCAACUUUUCCAAUGAAAGUGAAGGUUGAAAAUUGUGAAAAUGACCCAUCACGUUCAUUUGGAGAUGGUACUGAUGGCCACAUUGAUAGAGUUCCUGAACUUAAUGCUUCUGAAAUUCUAAAGACUGGAGUUUCACUAGAUUCUGGUACAGCCCCUCAGCAUUCGAGAAAUACCUGGGACUGUGAGUAUGGGGAUUUGCCUGGUGAUCACAGUGGGGAAGGAACACAAGCAAAUGGCAAUAUUCAAUCGAAUCAGAUGAUUCCUUAUGAUGCUAAUGGUGAUCUUGUUGGAUUUGAAAAUGUGGAUUUCCUCUUUAACAAAACCCAACUUCCAAUUUUUUCAAAUUUUCCCAUCAAAGUGAAGGUUGAAAAUUCAGAUAUUGGCCAAAUAAGUCAAUAUAAAGGUUCUAUUAAUGGGCAAGGUGAUAAGGGUCUUAAGCCAGAUUCUGCUAAAGUUUCACGGGGUGGAAAUGGAAUUACCGUAGAUUCUUGUAUGGUUACAUCGUGUUCUCAAAAUGCCAGUAGUUGCCAAUAUAAGGGCUUGUCUGGUGAUUGUAGCAGGCCAGGAACUGCAGCAAAUGACAAUCCUUGCUUAAAUGAGAUGACGUCAUAUGUAGCCAAAGGGGAUUUUGUUGGGCUGGGAGAAGUGGAUAUCAACAGUUAUAAUCUGCACCAACUUCCAACUUUGCCUACCUUUCCUGUCAGAGUAAAGGUUGAAUAUUCUGAUAACGAGCUAAUGAGUCCACACGAAGAAGGUAUUAACGACCACGUUGAUGGAGUUCCAGAUCUAAAUGCUUCUCCUUGUUCUCAAAAUGCCAGUGAAUGCCAGUAUGAUGGCUUUUCCGUGUACUGCAAUAGGCGAAGGAAUCAAGAAAUUGACUCUACCUUCUCAAAUCAGACGACUGCUCGUCAAGUUCAACUUGAUGCUAUUGGACUUAAAAAUGUUAAUUUAUGUGUUAAUAAUCUGCACCAAUAUCCGGCUUUGCCAACUUCUCAUGUCAAAGUAAAAGUUGAAGGUUCCGAUAAUGAUUUAGUGGGUCAAUGCCAAGAUAAUCUAGGUGGACUUUUUGGCAUGGCAGCCAAGGCAAAAACUGAAACCAAUGCUGUGGUCUGUACUGAUGACCUUGAUCAUAUUCUAUUGAAAGACCGGCGCAAUAUGCUUCUGUCAAGGCACUCUGUAGCAACAGUUGCAGGAGGAGAUAGAUCUGGCCUUUUGGAGGGUAUUUCUCCUGGGGAGGCUGCUUUUCGUAUGGAGGAUGGUAAUCAGCACAUUGCCGGAAACUUGAAUGAUGAUGGUCAUUCUGUUGAUGCACUAUCCUCAAUGGCUGGAAGUCAUUCUGAUGGCAUCAUGAAGUUCAAGAUGAUGGAGAAUGGCUCAGCAAGCCCAUGCUCGGUUACUUUAGGUACUGCUUCAAAUUGUAAUAUGCUUGCCAUUGAGGAUUAUCAAGAAUUUCCUCACGAAUCUUAUGAAGAUGAGAUAGACCAUAUGAUACUCCGAGACCGGAUCAAGUUGCUAAUAUCAAGGAAGGUUUCUAAGUUGGAUGGCUCCAGGAAAACUUUGCCGUCCAUUGGGGACCAUUACCCAACAGUUUCAGAAAACUCCGAACCUAGGAACAUCAAGAAUCGCCGGAAAAGGAAAAAGACUGCGACGGAUUCAGUGGAAACCGCAUUGGAGGAAGAUGCUCCUGGACUUCUGCAGGUUUUAGUUGACAAAGGGAUUGCAGUGGAUGAAAUUAAACUUUAUGGCGGAAUGGAGGAAGAAAAUGUUCUUGAUGAUUCUUCCAAUGUGGACAUCUUUGGAGAGCUUGAAGAUGUGAUCUCUAAGGUUUUCUCCCAGAGUUCUUCUCUAUUAAAGUUGACUCCAGUUCGUUGCACAAAGGGAUCGAAGGCCAGUUACUGCUUGGCUUGUUUAUUAUCACUUGUCGAGCAGACACGAUAUUUGCAGUUCCGGAAGUGGCCUGUUGAGUGGGGAUGGUGCCGAGACCUUCAGUCGUUUAUAUUUGUUUUUGCAAGGCAUAACAGAAUUGUUCUUGAGCGCCCUGAAUAUGGCUAUGCUACAUAUUUCUUUGAGUUGGUGGAUUCUUUACCCAUUGACUGGCAGAUUAAGCGGUUGGUGGCAGCCAUGAAGCUUGCUAGCUGUAGCAGGAUUACCAUUAUCGAGAACAAAUCCUUGUUGGUUGGGGAAGAUUUGACAGAGGGGGAAGCACGAGUGCUGGAAGAAUAUGGUUGGGCACCAAAUACUGGUUUAGGAUCUAUGCUCAACUAUUGCGACAGAGUUGUUCAUGACAGGAAGAACGAGGACGGCUCAGAGUGGAGGUCAAAAAUUGGGAAGUUUCUGAUGGAUGGCUAUAAUGGUGGGACUACUGUAUUGUCCAAACUCCCGAAGAAGGCCAUAGGGUACAAGAGCAAUCGAAACCAACAAUUCAUGGAGUACAUGGACACUCAAAGUCCCAAAGUUACAGAAUUCAACAAGGUUAGUCCGAGUCCACAAAUUGUUGAUUACAAGAGUAAUCAAAUCCCCCAUAUCAUAAAAUUCGAGGGCACUCAAAGCCCAAAUAUUAAGCUGGAGUUCAGUUAGUGUGUACUUGUAAAUAUUUAUAGCAGAUGAGACAAGUAGAAGAUAAUUCAGGGUUAGAUUAAAGCAUAAUUUUUCGUCAUUU